Messenger RNA from Acomys russatus (golden spiny mouse), 3770 nucleotides. RefSeq names its product myotubularin related protein 3 (gene Mtmr3). The record is from RefSeq and is a predicted model, not a curated record. Lineage: Eukaryota; Metazoa; Chordata; Mammalia; Rodentia; Muridae. Gene Ontology annotation, biological process: dephosphorylation; regulation of autophagy. Gene Ontology annotation, molecular function: phosphatidylinositol-3-phosphate phosphatase activity; protein phosphatase binding; phosphatidylinositol-3,5-bisphosphate 3-phosphatase activity.
GAAGAAAUGCGGCAUAGCCUUGAGUGCAUCCAGGCCAAUCAGAUCUUUCCCAGGAAGCAGCUGAUUCGGGAGGAUGAGAAUCUUCAGGUCCCUUUUCUUGAACUUCAUGGAGAGAGCACCGAGUAUGUGGGCCGUGCUGAGGAUGCCGUCAUUGCCCUUUCUAAUUACAGACUUCACAUCAAGUUUAAGGAGUCUCUUGUUAAUGUUCCAUUACAGCUUAUAGAAAGUGUUGAAUGCCGUGAUAUAUUUCAGCUUCAUUUGACAUGCAAAGACUGCAAAGUUAUCAGGUGUCAGUUCCCAACCUUUGAGCAAUGUCAAGAUUGGCUUAAGAGAUUGAAUAAUGCAAUCCGACCACCUGGUAAAAUAGAAGAUCUCUUCUCAUUUGCAUACCAUGCUUGGUGCAUGGAGGUCUACGCCAGUGAAAAAGAACAACAUGGAGACCUGUGCAGACCAGGGGAGCAUGUGACUUCAAGGUUUAAGAAUGAAGUGGAGCGGAUGGGUUUUGAUAUGAACAAUGCCUGGAGGAUUUCCAACAUCAAUGAGAAAUACAAAUUAUGUGGUAGUUAUCCACAAGAACUCAUAGUGCCUGCGUGGAUCACUGACAAAGAACUAGAGAGUGUGGCAGGCUUCAGAUCCUGGAAGCGCAUCCCUGCUGUCAUCUACAGGCACCAGAGCAAUGGAGCGGUCAUUGCCCGCUGCGGACAGCCGGAGGUUAGCUGGUGGGGCUGGCGAAAUGCUGAUGAUGAGCACCUGGUACAGUCAGUGGCCAAGGCUUGUGCUUCUGACUCUCAGUCAAGUGUCAGCAAGGUUUCCACUAGGAACAGUUGUCGAGACUUUCCCAACGGAGGAGAUCUUUCUGAUGUGGAGUUCGAUUCCUCUCUGUCAAAUGCUUCAGGAGCAGAAAGUUUAGCUCUUGAGCCACAGAAGCUUUUGAUCUUGGAUGCUCGAUCCUAUGCAGCAGCUGUGGCAAAUCGAGCCAAAGGGGGAGGCUGUGAGUGCCCAGAGUAUUAUCCAAACUGUGAAGUUGUGUUUAUGGGAAUGGCAAACAUUCACUCUAUCCGGAGGAGUUUCCAGUCUCUGCGACUGCUGUGCACACAGAUGCCAGACCCCGGGAAUUGGCUUUCUGCUCUUGAAAGCACAAAAUGGCUCCAUCACCUGUCUGUGCUUUUGAAGUCGGCACUUCUCGUGGUGCAUGCUGUGGACCGCGAUCAGCGACCAGUGCUAGUGCACUGCUCAGAUGGCUGGGAUCGCACUCCCCAGAUUGUGGCACUGGCUAAGCUCCUGCUGGACCCUUAUUACCGAACAAUAGAGGGUUUCCAAGUCCUUGUGGAGAUGGAAUGGCUAGAUUUUGGCCAUAAGUUUGCUGACCGGUGUGGUCAUGGGGAGAACUCAGACGAUCUGAACGAGCGUUGCCCAGUGUUUCUGCAAUGGCUUGACUGUGUUCAUCAGCUGCAGAGGCAAUUUCCUUGCUCUUUUGAGUUCAAUGAAGCAUUCCUUGUGAAACUGGUACAGCAUACCUAUUCCUGCCUCUUUGGAACAUUCCUGUGCAACAACGCCAAGGAGAGAGGGGAAAAGCAGACUCAGGAACGGACGUGCUCUGUGUGGUCGCUUCUUCGAGCAGGCAACAAAGCUUUCAAAAAUCUCCUGUAUUCAUCUCAGUCAGAAGCCGUGCUGUACCCCGUGUGCCAUGUGCGGAAUCUGAUGCUGUGGAGCGCAGUAUACCUUCCAUGCCCAUCCCCGUCUACCCCAUCAGACGACAGCUGUGCACCAUACCCCGCCCCAGGCACCAGCCCUGAUGAUCCCCCCCUGAGCCGCCUACCCAAGACUAGAUCAUUUGACAAUCUGACCACAGCCUGCGACAACACGGUGCCUCUGGCCAGUCGGCGCAGCAGUGACCCCAGCCUGAAUGAGAAGUGGCAGGAGCACGGGCGCUCCCUGGAGCUGAGCAGCUUUGCUGGCUCUGGGGAAGAGGCGCCUGCGGUGGACAGUCUGCGGAAGCCCAGCAGGCUGCUUGGAGGGGCUGAACUAUCCGUGGCAGCUGGUGUGGCUGAAGGGCAGAUGGAGAACAUUUUGCAAGAGGCCACCAAAGAGGAGAGUGGGACAGAAGAGCCUGCCCACAGGGAGCACACCGAGGUGCCAGAGGUCAAAGAGGAGACACUCCUAGCAAAGGAGAGCAGGAUGGCGGCUGAGGGCUCAGUUGUACUUUACCAAGAGCCAGAGCUGGAUGAUGCUACUCUAAGAAGCCAUCUAGACCCCAGUCUGUCUUUGUCGUCACAGGGUAUUCCUGAACAGCAGGCCGGGCACCAUGCUCUCUCUAGUUCACUCCAAGAUCCUUUCAGGGGAGAGGACUCCCAGGAGCUUCCUGUGGCGCAGCCUCAAGUAGAACAUACUGCAGAGGACAGGGAGAGUGUAGCUCCUGGCGUCCUGGUAGAUGCAAAAGUUGGCCUUGGUACCUCACAGUCUAGUUCUCUGCUGCCUUCCCAAGUCCCAUUUGAGACAAGAGGACCACACACAAACAGCUCUGUGCACGUGUUACUAGAAGAUAAGGUGAAGUCAGAGAGUGGGCCCCAGCUCCAUCACAGACCUUGCCUGGCAAGCAGUGGUAGGUUCAGCGGCAAGGACAUGGUUCCUCUAGUACCAGAGCCCAGGUCUGCUGAGAGGCCCCAGUGGGACUCUGUGGUACACAGGACUUCAUCCCCUGGCAACACCCUCAGCCUGAUGCGGGCUCCUUGUGCCUUGCCAUUAGACAAAUGUAGACAGGGAAUUGUGUGUAACGGUGCCCUAGAGACUGAAAACAAGGCCUCAGAACAGCCUGCAGGGUUUGGCACCCUUCAGAAGUACCCCACACCCAAUGGGCAUUGUGCCAAUGGGGAGGCUGGGAGGAAUAAGGACCCAGUGAGCCACCAGCUGUCUGCUACAAGCUGCAGCUCUGCUCACUUGUACUCAAGGAACUUGCACCACAAGUGGCUCAAUAGCCACUCGGGGAGGCCGUCCACUACGAGCAGCCCUGAGCAGCCUUCCCGCAGCCACCUGGAUGAUGAUGGCAUGCCUGUGUACACGGACACAAUCCAACAGCGCCUGCGACAGAUAGAGUCGGGCCACCAGCAGGAAGUGGAGACCUUGAAGAAACAAGUCCAGGAGUUGAAGAGUCGCCUGGAGAGCCAGUACCUGACCAGUUCUCUGCGCUUCAAUGGGGACUUUGGAGAUGAAGUGAUGACCCGUUGGCUACCUGACCACCUGGCUGCCCACUGCUAUGCCUGUGACAGUGCCUUCUGGCUCGCCAGCAGGAAGCACCACUGCAGGGACACUGACCGUGUUGAUCAAACGUGGAAUUGUGGGAACGUAUUCUGCUCCAGUUGUUGUAACCAGAAGGUUCCAGUUCCUAGCCAGCAGCUCUUUGAACCCAGUCGAGUGUGCAAGUCUUGCUAUAGCAGCCUCCAUCCCACAAGCUCCAGCAUUGACCUUGAACUGGAUAAGCCUAUUGCUGCCACUUCAAACUGAAGCUCAAGUGACCUGGGUGGCAGAGACCAUGCUGCUGUUUCUUUAACAGGCUCAUACACAGCCUGGGCAGUCCGAGAGGCCCAUUCGCUUUGGAAUGGGGGCAUGGAACAAUCUGUAUAGAGAUGGGAUGUACCACUGGAUUGUAAAUUGAUUUCUGUUUCAUCUUUCCCUCCCUUUCCAUGCUCCUUUGCCUUCUAAAAACAAAAUGUUCCCUGGUUGUCUUAAUUCUUUUUUUUUUUUUUUAAACGGAAGCCCAGAGGUUGCCAGGC